Molecule: messenger RNA, 768 nt
Organism: Diorhabda carinulata
Lineage: Eukaryota; Metazoa; Arthropoda; Insecta; Coleoptera; Chrysomelidae
Product: tigger transposable element-derived protein 1-like
Exons: 1
Coding region: 1-768 (255 amino acids)
Molecular function (GO): nucleic acid binding
Source: RefSeq, a predicted model, not a curated record
AUGCUCCAAACCACCCAACAAAUUUACUAUUCAGACUUAACAACAUGCAUUCCAGUCGAAGUGGUUUUCUUGUCGCCUAACACAACUGCCUUAAUUCAACCAAUUAACCAAGGCGUUAUAUUAAAUUUUAAGGCUUAUUACUUGCGGCGAACCUUUAAGCAAAUGUUUGAAAAAACAGACGGAGAAGAGAACAAGUCCGUAAGAGAAUUUUGGAAAAACUACAACAUCGUGGAUGCUGUAGAAAACAUAGGCCUUUCUUGGAAUGGGGUAAAAGAAAGAUCUUUGAAAGGAGUAUGGAAGAAUAUUUGGCCGGAUUUAAGUAAGAGCGAUGACGUUGGACACUCUGUCGAUGCGGAUGAAAUAGUGGAAGAGAUAGUGAAAUUAACGAAGCAAACCGGUUUUGAAGGGGUAAAUGUGGAAGAUGUCGAAGAAAUAAUUCAAGAAGCAGCGGCUAGUCUUUCUAAUGAUGAGCUCAAGGAAUUAACUGAACAAAAAGAAAAAAAAAAUGUUGACAGCAGUGAUUCAGAAGAGCAAAAAGAAUUUUCGAUGGCGUUUGUAAAAAGGAGUUUGUCUACCAUAACUGAAAUAAUGGAUAAGUUAAUUGAAAAUGAUCCGAAUUUUGACAGGAGCUCAAAAGUAAGGCGUGGUGUUAGAUAUGCUCUAUCCGUUUAUGAAGAACUUUUAAGAGAACGACGCAAAAGAAAGAGGCAAACAUUGUUAGAUGCUUUUGUCACAAAAAGGCAGAACACUGAAAACGCGGAAGGCUAA